AUGGCAAAUAUCAUGCUGGGAAAAGCUGCUGAAAAUAAGUUGUCCCAAAUUCCUCUUUCAAAUGACACCAUCAGCAGCAGAAUAGAUGACAUGAGCAAUGACAUAUUGGCUCAAGUAGUUGCAGAUCUGAUUUCAAGCCCAGCAAAAUUCAGCCUCCAACUAGACGAGACCACCGAUGUUUCCAGUCUAUGCCAGCUUGCUGUGUUUGUGCACUAUGUGAAAGACGACAUGAUAAAGGAAGACUUUUUAUUUUGUAGGCCUCUCACAACAACAACUAAAGCAGCCGACGUGAAGAAACUUGUGGAUGACUUCUUCAGAGACAACAAUCUUUCGUGGGAUAUGGUUUCUGCAGUUUGUUCGGACGGAGCUCUAGUCAUGCUGGGACAAAAAUCUGGUUUCAGUUCGCUGGUGAAAGCAGAUGCACCACACAUCAUUGUUACACACUAUGUUCUGCACAGGCAUGCAUUGGCAACAAAAACCUUGCCUCCAAAACUCGCAGAAGUAUUAAAAAUUGUAGUGGAAUGUGUGAACUAUGUGCGAAAUAAUGCUCUGAAGCACCGCAUCUUCAAAGAACUGUGUAAUGAAAUGGGCUCUGAAUUUGAAGUGCUUCUGUACCAUUCAAACAUUCGCUGGUUAUCCCGGGGAAAGAUGCUGAAUUGUGUUUUUGCCAUGCGUGUGGAAUUUGUCCUGUUUUUGCGAGAUCACAAACACUGUCAUGCAGAUUACUUUGAAAAUUCUGAGUUUAUUCUCAUUUUGGCAUACAUGGCCGAUAUCUUCGAUGCUCUCAAUCAUCUCAAUCAACAGAUGAAGGGCGGUGGAGCCAACAUCAUCGAAGCGGAAGAAAAUUUGAAGGCUUUUCAAAAAAAGCUACCGUUAUGGAAACGACGAACAGAGAAUGAUAACUUUGCAAACUUUCCCCUGCUGGAUGACUGUGUAAGUAAGAUCGAAGACGUGUCCGGUAUCGGAGACAUUUCUGUACCUGGGGAACUGAAGCAAGCAAUUGCCAUGCACUUAGAUGAGCUCGCAAAGUCUCUCAACGGAUACUUCCCCACCAGAGAGUCAUAUCCAGCAUGGGUGAGACAGCCGUUCACGUUUAGUGUUGCGACAACAGAUGUCAAUGAUGAAUACCUGGACGAAAUCAUUGAACUGCAGCAGAGCCAGGUUCAACAGCAACUCUUCAGAACAACAACGCUCUCAACGUUUUGGUGUCACCAAAUCGUAGCGUACCCUCUUAUUGCUAAGAAAGCCCUCGAGAUACUCAUACCAUUUGUUACAACAUAUCUUUGCGAGCAGUCCUUUUUGAGGAUGGUAGACAUAAAAACAAAGAAAAGGAACAGACUUUGUUGCGAAAAUGAUAUGAGAGUGGCACUUGCCGUGGUGAAGCCGCGCAUUUCUGAAAUGGUCUCUGAAAGGCAACACCAAAAGUCACAUUGA
Molecule: messenger RNA, 1434 nt
Organism: Portunus trituberculatus (swimming crab)
Lineage: Eukaryota; Metazoa; Arthropoda; Malacostraca; Decapoda; Portunidae
Product: protein ZBED8-like
Exons: 1
Coding region: 1-1434 (477 amino acids)
Source: RefSeq, a predicted model, not a curated record